Talaromyces proteolyticus is the source of this 1215-nucleotide messenger RNA. Its product is annotated as BIG/ATPase V1 complex, subunit S1. Gene Ontology annotation, biological process: fungal-type cell wall biogenesis; (1->6)-beta-D-glucan biosynthetic process. The transcript is spliced from 5 exons. The record is from RefSeq and is a predicted model, not a curated record. The annotation marks the transcript as partial. Gene Ontology annotation, cellular component: endoplasmic reticulum membrane. NCBI's taxonomy places the organism in Eukaryota, Fungi, Ascomycota, Eurotiomycetes, Eurotiales, Trichocomaceae.
CAACCUGCUUCAACACCACCCUUUGCCGACAGUCGCAACCAGACAGCACUAUGAAUCCAAGACAGUUGCUGUUAUUGGCAUUCGGUGCUGCGCUUGUGGAGGGCCUCAAAGACACCUCGCCUUUUGUGUUUCUUUCGACAUCAGACUUCCCAUCAUCUUCGUCGAGUCUCAAACCUGCCACUUCGGUGCUAGACGAUGUAUGGGAGAACCUAAAGACUUGUCCGUCGGACUAUUACAUUAUCGCGUCGCAGCCUGGCGUCCACGCCGCCGACUAUCGGGGCCAUCGAGCUACACCUCGUCUUCGGGAGAAGGUGCUGGGAAAAGACAAGGCUAUUCGGUCGAAUGUGACGGUUUCGGAGGUCACAGGAAUAUUAGAUCCAUUGUCUAUCGGUAAUGGGCUGAGGGAUGAAUGCGCAGCACAAGUGACUGAGAUUGACGGCUCAACUGGCCAUUAUCCCGCGAAAUUUGGAGAUGGACCAAGGGUUGUAUAUGUAUCCUUCCCGGCCCUACCUUUACACGAGGGACGUGCUCAGCAACUUUCGCAUAAUGAUGCUUUGCUUGCCGAUAUAAUUGAUCAGAUCUCCUCCCCAAAAUACACCCUUAUCUACAGCACAUCUCCUCGAGAGUAUGAAGAAGAGGGAAAGGCUAGUUCGGUGACCUAUGACAGCAAUGAUAUCAAAGACCAAUACCCUUUUCAUCAAGAUUUGAAACGCGACUUCAGAGAGUCCAAUCGACAGGACGAGCAAGGAGACAACAGAUCCCUUUUCGAUAAAUACCAGUUCCUUAGCCCAGGUAUCUUCAUGGGAUUCAUCGCCCUUUUUUUUAUCGUGACGAUUUUGUAUGUUGGUGUCUCGGCUCUAUUGAGUUUGGAGGUCUCGUAUGCUGCAUUUGAAAAGGAUACCUCUCCUAGUUCGCAGAAGAAGCAGCAGUAAUCACUGAUGAUGACCUGUAUUUUAAGAACAUAGCCACUUAUUACGCGUGUUUCGUUGCCCAACAUUUAUUGAUUUGAAUAUAUUUAAGCCGCUUUUAACACCUUGCAAUAAUUUUCCCAUGAGAAGGGCCUUAGCAGAGGGAAGUCUCGUUGCUUGGCCUAAUUCAGCAUACGCGAUGCUUAAAUGCUAAUUAACAUCAUGGUCGCGGAGAACCAGUUCGCACAGAAUAAUGCGGCUCUGAAGUACAUUGUUAUAGAUGACUAGUCAUGAAUACUAAAAAAGC